AAAUGAGUGCUGGGCAGCAACUACUGGGGAGGGGGAGCCUCUGAAUUUAGCUCCGCCUGGCCCAAGAGGAUCAAAUAAGCCUGUCUGCCUGAAAGGGCAGGGAGGCUGGGGGACACAGAACUCAAUAAACGGCAGCCAUCAUGGCAAGACAACCAGCCAAAACUCUAUGGUAUGACCGUCCACGAUACGUAUUUCUGGAAUUCUGCGUGGAAGACAGCAGGGAUGUAAAAGUGGACCUUGAUGAUUACAAGGUAAUAUUCAGCUGUAAGAAUGUUGAUGGCAUUGAAAUAUACAACGAGAUUCACUUUUAUGCCCGAGUAAAUUCCAAGGAUUCCCAAAAUAAGCGUUCAGGCAGGUCCAUUACACUCUUCGCCCGCAAGUGGAAGGACAAAGUGCCCUGGUCACGACUCACCAAAGAAGAUUUCAAGCCAGCAUGGCUCUCAGUGGACUUUGAUAACUGGAGAGACUGGGAAGGAGAUGAAGAGGUGGAAGCAGCCAUGGUCGAACAAUAUGCAGAGCUCAUGCAAAAAGUCACUAAGAAAGAUCCACCCCCAGCCAUGGAUGAUCUUGAUUUUACCACCCAGGUGGUUUCCUGCUGUCCGGCAAAAUUAUCUAUAGAAAUUAGUAGAAAGAACAUUUUGCAAGGUUUCCAUGUCAUCCUGGAAGACACUAUUCUUUUCCCAGAGGGUGGAGGGCAGCCAGAUGACCGGGGAUUUAUUAAUGAUAUCCCUGUCCUCAGAGUCACCCGACAAGGCCUAAAUGCUUUACACUUUAUCCAGACACCACUUGAUCCAGGAACUAAGGUACAACUGGUGCUGGACUGGGACCGGCGGUUUGACCAUAUGCAGCAGCAUUCAGGACAACAUCUCAUCACAGCACUUGCAGAUCUGAUGUUUGGAUACAAGACAACAUCAUGGGAGCUGGGCCGUCAGCGAAGCACUAUUGAGCUAGACACCUUGUCAAUGACAGUAGAGCAGGUGACAGCCCUUGAACAGAGUGUGAAUGAAAAAAUUCGAGCUCGAGUCCCUGUGAUGGUACAAGAGUUUGCUGUGGGUGAUCCUAAAGUUGAGUUGGUAAGGAGCCGUGGCUUGCCAGAUGAUCAUACUGGACCAGUUCGGAUAAUAAGCAUUGAAGGUAUUGAUGCCAAUAUGUGUUGUGGAACACAUGUCUCCAAUCUCAGUGACCUGCAGGUCAUUAAGCUCUUGGGUACAGAAAAGGGGAAAAAGAACAAAACCAACUUAAUUUUUCUGGCUGGUAAUCGGGUGCUGAAAAGUCUGGAUCGAAGCCAUGCCACUGAAAAGGCCAUGACAUCACUGCUUAAGAAUGGUCCCGAAGAACAUGUAGAAGCUGUGAAAAGGCUGCAGAGCUCUCUGAAGCUGCUUCAAAAGAAUAAUGUGAAUUUGCUAAGAGAUUUAGCUGUUCUUACAGCGCAGAACUUCAAAAACACCACAGCUCAACAACCAGUAUUUGUCUUACACAGGAAAGAUGGUGACUCUGAGUUCAUGAAUAUAAUUGCAAAUGAAAUUGGCUCUGGGGAAACUCUUAUUUUCUUAUCUGUGGGAGAUGAAAAAGCAGCUGGGCUUUUUUUGCUGGCAGGACCUUCAGAAGCAGUGGAGAAACUGGGUCCCAGAGUUGCUGAACUACUGGAAGGAAAAGGAGCAGGGAAACAUGGGCGCUAUCAGGGCAAAGCUACAAAGAUGAGCCAACGAUCAGAAGUGGAGGCCCUUCUUCAGGCAUUCGCCAGCAAAUAGAACUUGGAAUAAUGACCGGGCAUCUGAAUAGUGCAAUUAGGGAAGAAGCAAAACAUUCAGCCUUAAUUGUUCCUCAAGGACUAUUUAAUAAUACAAUAAUUUCUCUUUCUAUGUUUUUUUUUUAGCGUGCCAGUAUCAGCAGAAAAGAAUUAUCACUGGUCUAAUACUGCAAAGAGGGAUAUUACUAGAAACGAAAGAGAUAAAAUAUGUCAGAGAGGUGUGGUAUGUAAAAGAAGCAUGUCUGGAAACUUUGUUAUAUGUCUGUAGAAAGAAACUUCACCAUAAACCAGUUUUUUUGGCAUAGAGAAGAAUUGCAUUUUUCAGAGAUGUGUUAUGAUAUAUGUUCCAUAAAAUUUGUGAAGCUUCAGUAUCACAAAUUAAGCACUACGGAUGUUUGCUGAUAUUUUUGUUUCUAAUAAUGUAUGUUGUCUUCCCCAAAUUGUCUUCUGCUGAACCAUUUGGAAAGGAGUUUAACAGGCAUAAUUCAUUGCUCAGUCUUGCUUAAUUUGGCCACCUCUGAAUAUAUGAGGACUGGUAUACUUAGAGUUCUCAGCAUGGUCCAGUUGGCUGUACUUUUUGGAAUUUGUAUUCCUAACACAUCUGAAAAGCAUCAAAUUGGGAAGAUAGUUUUAAAUCCCUGAUAUAUCUUAGGAUCAGCAUCUUGCCCCCAACAACCUGGGUCCUCAUUUUAUCAACUUCGGAAUGAUGGAAGGCUGAAUCAGUCUUGAGCCCAUCAGGUUCGAACUCCUGGCUGUAAGCAGAGUUAGCCUGCAAUACUGCAUUCUAACCACUGCACCACCAGGCAGCAUAAUAUUAAUGACAGGGAGGUGCAAACAUUUUCUUACAUAGCGGCCUGGUAAUUUAUAGUUCACCUGCUUAUAUAAAAGCUGUUUAGUACAUGACUUUAGGCAAGAAGUACCAUGAUAGGGUUCUGAAUCACUUUCUUAAAAUCAGGCACAGAAAUGUGAGUCUAAGAAAGUGCCUGAAUUGUUUAGGUGUUUAAAAAUGGUAUAUAAAUUUAACCCUGAAUCAACCUGAUGAUUUAUGGUUCUGCUUAGGCUGUACCAAACAAAUGAUUACAAGUGGAAGAAAAAGCCUCCAUUACAACAUCAGAAUGGACAGUAAAUUGAUUAGAACAUAGAAUAGAGUUGGAAGGAACUUUGGAGGUCUUCUAGUCCAACCUCCUGCUCAAGCAGGAGACCCUGGCGUAUACCACUUCAGACAAAUGGUUAUCCACUUUCUUUAAAAACCUCCAGUGAUGGAGCACCCAUGCUUCUGGAGGAAAGCUUUUCCAGUGGUUUAUUGCUCUCAGUGUUAGGAAAUUCCCCAGUUCUAGGUUGCUUCUCUCCUUGAUUAGUUUCCAUCUAUUGUUUCUUGUCUAGGAUUAAAUAUGUUCCACAGUGAUAAGAAAAUGGUGAAAAGCAAGAUUUGGGCCUGACAUUGGUUGGAGAUAAAUGCACAAACAUUCACAUGAAAAGAGGGAAAAUAAUCUAUGAUCAAUAUGGAAAAGGAACCAGAAUGCCUGGGGCAGGCAGGUGGAGGACGGGCAGGGGAAGCAGACAAUACAAAUGCAGCAAUAAUUCUUCCAGGCUACUAUUACAAGUGAUUGUAACUGUUUCUGGGGGUUUUGCAAACUACUAGUUAAGUUAGUCAUCUUCUAUUCUGGUUGGAAUUCCUCAGAAGCUUUUCUAAGAGACACCCCAGAUACCUCUCCAAUUUCUUUUCUGGCUAAAAUAUAUCUUUGCUUUUCUUCCCUGUCUAUCCAGCCACGAUAUCAAAUCAUUUCUGCCUGAAGGCAGCUAUAUUCAUUAGUGUAUGGAAGGGAUUAAGACUCUGUUUAAUCAUCCACAAAACAGACAAAAACGUAUCUUGAUUUAUAAACCUUUAAUCUUCAGAGUUGAAGAUACAUGUCCAAAGUAGCUCAAUUGCAGGACAUUUUUUCCUUAUAAAUCUUUCUUGUCUGUCGGCGGAAGGAGGCAGAAAAAGGUGUAGGGGAUCAGGGCCACUGCACAGAUAUGGGCACAAGCGCACUUACAGAAUGAGAGGGUGUAAAAGAGGAUCUCCUGGUCAGUUGGUAGUUCCAAGAACUCAAACAGGUUCAGGACUAGCAAUGAAAAAAAGAUGCAACUGAAGUGGAAGAUCAGCCCUUGGUUUGGCUUCCCGUUGGACAUUUCUGCAUACAUUGGGGAGUUGAGUCCAAAUCCUAGACCAAACAAAAUGCCCAGAUUGCGUAACAGACUGGCAAAAGGGGUUGUGUCAAUAUGGACCCAUUCAGGCCGUUCACACCACUUGUGGGCCUUCUCGAGUGUCCAUAAGAGAUCUACACCCAGCAUCUUGAGCAGCAGGUAGAAGCCUAGGGCAAAACCAAAGAGGAAGCCAAUAGUUGCAGCGUAUCGCGUGAGGCUGGCGGUGUAGAUGGAAAGGACUUGUUCAAAAAUCACAGCCAUCAGUAUUCCUGUGGAAUAAGUCAAUCAUUGAUUGAGUUGGCAUUCUCUGAUAUUUACAUAUAGGAUUUUAUUCUUUUAUUUAUUCAGGACUAGGAAUAGCUUACCUGAAAUAACACCUGCAAUCACUUGAUGUGGGAAGUGCGCAGCAAUGAAUACUCGGGAAAAGCAGACACAGAUUUGUACAGUCCAGAAUCCUGUCCAAAGAAGAUGAUGUAGCCACCUGGAAUGGGAAAGAUGGGAAGAUCAGGGCAAAAGCAGGCGUUUUUAAUUGCACCAAAGAGGGACAUCUUAGGCUAAAGGCCAAUCUGUCCUUUGAAUGUUGUGCCAGAACAGGAAAUAAGAUUUCAUUUAGCUAAUUCUGCAGUGAAUUCAUUAAAUGAAGAUAGUCCUCACUUACCAACCGCUCUGUGUGGUGACUGUUCAAUGUUAUAAAAAUACUGAAAACGUAACUUUACCACCAGUGUCUGUAUUUAUGACUUUCAUAGUGUCAUGCAAUUGCCAUUAGAAUCAGUAUGUGUUGUCCUGUGCUGGUCUGGGUUUUUUCCCUUCAUUUUCAGCACUUUCAGCAAGGAAGGUUUACAAGAAAAUAAACAGGCGCAUACUGCUUACUCUCUUGAAAUCCCUUCUCUAAUCUGUGACUUUCUAACCUCUGACUGCAAGUGGUAGGUGACAAGUAAUAUCUAUAGGCAAUUUCUGCUAUCCUGUUUUUGGAACCACCUGUAGCUUUGAGACUUUAUAUGAUGUACAGGGGUGCCAUAGUGUACAAUGUGAUUUUAAAAGAGUCAAGGUAGUAGACAUGAUAAUGAAAUCAAAGUUAUGUCUGUUUUUUAUAUGUUCUGCACACGUGCAUACAUACAAACCUGGCAGAACUUUAUUUGUUUCACUGUUGCUCUCAUUCUUUUCUUUUUUUUUUUACUAUCCUAUGGACAUAAUAAGGGACACAGUGGCUCAGUGGCUAAGACGUUGAGCUUGUUGAUCAAAAGGUCGGCAGUUCAGCGGUUCGAAUCCCUAGUGCUGCAUAACAGGGUGAGCUCCCAUUACUUGUCCCAGCUUCUGCCAACCUAGCUGUUCGAAAGCAGGUAAAAAAUGCAAGUAGAAAAAUAGGGACCACCUUUGGUGGGAAGGUAACAGUAUUCCAUGUACCUUUGGCAUUUAGUCUUGCCGGCCACAUGACCACGGAGACGUCUUCGGACAGCGCUGGCUCUUUGGCUUUGAAACGGAGAUGAGCAUCGCCCCCUAGAGUUGGGAACGACUAGCACAUAUGUGUGAGGGGAACCUUUACCUUUUUAUGGACAUCUAUAUUUGUAUAUCUGUGAUAAACCGACAAGAUGCCUGCUGUGCUUUCACUUUAGGAUUAAAUAAAUGUAUCUAAUCAGUUUGACAGUCAAAAAACACAUUUUGUUAUCUCCUUUUGCAUGGCAUUUCCUCACAAAUGGAUGAUUCCCUGAAACAUUCAGUCAGUCAGAUGUUUUCCUAAUUAUGUUUUAGUGCACACAUUUGUCAAACAUUUCCAGAAGUUCCCAAAACCAACUGAACAAAAACAUGAAGACUGACACUGACACUCCACAAAAUUCAAUUUUCCAAAAAUACAGGUAGUCCUCAACUUACCACAGUUCUUUCAGUGACCAUUCAAAAUUAUGACACUGAAAAAAUGACUUAUGAACGUUUCUCACAGAAGCCCCAUGGUCAUGACAUCAAAAUUGGUGACUGGUUGGUAUUGAUGAUAGUUGCAGAGUCCUGGAAUCAUGUCACCUUUUCCAAACUUUUGACAAGCAAAGUCAAUGGGGAAGCCAGAUUUACUUAAAACCAGUGAUGGGCUGCCCCUGGUUCGGACCUGUUUUUGCAAACUGAUAGUAAAACCAGGGGUAAGCUUCGCCCAACGACCCCGACAUCAUCAGGAAGUUUAUGCGCAAAAGCAAGCGCAAGCGAAGCAAGCGCACACGAUCCCGCUGUGAACCGGUAGUAAAGGUAAGUAGAACCCAACCUUGCUUAAAACCCAUGUCACUAACUUAACAACUGCAGUAAUUCAAUGAACAACUGUGGCAAGAAAGGUAACAAAAGGGGCACAAUUCACUUAACAAAUAUCCUCUUGAGCAAUAGAAGUUUUGGACUCAAUUGUGGACAUAGGUCAAGCGCUACCUGUAUAAUGCUUCAAUUUUUAAUCUCAAUCUUGGUUUCAUGAAAGUGAUCACUGCUGAUUUAGAAGUCAACUUUGAAACUGCUGUGUAAGAACAUAAUUUAUUUCAUGUUGCAUAUAGAUAAUACUUCUUAAUGUGUUAAUUGUGGCAGCCAUUGUCACAAACCAAUAAAAACAACCACCUGAAAAUGAGAUAGUGAAUUG
Molecule: messenger RNA, 6539 nt
Organism: Ahaetulla prasina
Lineage: Eukaryota; Metazoa; Chordata; Lepidosauria; Squamata; Colubridae
Gene: PTGES3L
Product: prostaglandin E synthase 3 like
Exons: 17
Coding region: 141-1751 (536 amino acids)
Biological process (GO): chaperone-mediated protein complex assembly; protein folding; tRNA aminoacylation
Cellular component (GO): cytosol; nucleus
Molecular function (GO): Hsp90 protein binding; protein-folding chaperone binding; aminoacyl-tRNA ligase activity
Source: RefSeq, a predicted model, not a curated record